This is a messenger RNA of Symbiodinium sp. CCMP2456, 8190 nucleotides long. The record is from the annotation of a GenBank genome assembly. NCBI's taxonomy places the organism in Eukaryota, Dinophyceae, Suessiales, Symbiodiniaceae.
AUGGCGGGUGAGCGAUGGCAAAACCUCCUUGUGGCCUACGAUACCUUGAGAACAGCAUUGGCAGAGAGUCCAAGAGCCUCUCUUACCACGGCCUCUGUGGUCCUUGUCAACGAGCUUAGUGAAGUGAUUCAGCAUCGCGCGAACGCCGGACAACUGCCGGACUUGCCUGCUACGUGCCCCGACAGUAAGCGCCAUGAAGCAGCCCUCGACAAAGCCUUCCAGCUGUGCCUUGAAGAUCUGCACAAUUCUCCACGAGACGAGCACAGCUUCAUUGUCCUUGUCCUGGGCAGCGCGCACUUGCAGCCAAAUGCGGACAUGGAGGAGCUGCUGGAAGCCAACAUCAGCCAGGUACUGGUCAUUGCAGUGACGGGGUCAGAGGUGGAAGGCAUUUUGUCUGACUUCCAGCAGCAGUUCUUGGAGUCGAUGACUCCUUGCAGCAUCGUGUCUGUCGAGGAGCAAGACCUCGAACAGGCUUUCACGACGGCCGUCGCGGAUGUGGAUAUUCUGCGGCAGAUCGGCGGAAGAGGCGGCAGGCGAAAGAUCCAGGUUUGCCGCAUGAACGGUGACAUCACAGAGAUUGAUCCGCGAGAUGACUCGGUCGGGGAUCUCGUGAAGCGUCUGAAGAUGGAAGACCCAUCGCUCGAGAACCAAGAUUUGAAGCUACUACUUUCCCGCCGAGCAUUGCCCGAGAACUACAAGCUCCAGAACGUUCCGCUGUCAGAAGGGCUCACCAUGGUGAUAAAUGCACCGUUGAGACCAGCCGACGAGGAAGAAGUUGACCUGAGUAGUCUGAAGCUGGCUCCAGAUCAGCGGGAUGCCGUGAUGGAGCACCUGCCGAAGUUGCGUGAGCUCUACAGGGCCUUGCCAGCUCGUUUGAGAGAGCCCGAGGAUGAAACUGAGGCGCCCAUGACACUGACGAAUUUCCUCAGCAUCGUCCAGCCGAGCCACUUCCAAAGCUUCCUCAGAGAACUGGAUACACUGAAGAUCGAAGCUUCGGUUCUCGGAGACCUCGACAGCGCGAUGCUCGGCGACCUCAUCCAAAGCCCUGCCCAGUUCCUGCAGAAUCGCGAGGAGGAGCGCGCGAGGCGGGAGCUUGGUACCUGGCAGCAAUCGGGGCAUGCGCCGAUGCCCGUCGUUCGCCUCUACUUCGUGGGCCAGGGCCGCGCCGGGAAGACUACCACGCUCAGGCGGCUGAAGGGUGAGCAGCCACGUGCUGACGAGAUUUCGACGUUCGGUGUCGACAUCUGGGCUGGAGAAGCUGGCAAGGAUCUGAAUUCCACGUGGAAGGAAAGCAAGACAUUACUCUAUGACCACACGGCUGUCCUGUGUCUCCGCAAGGAUAGGAAACGCAAGACAGAGCCGGUGACGAGGAAGAAAAGCCUUUGGCAAGGUUCUCCAAUCAAAAGGGCCAGUUCCAUGAAAACUCCCAGAAAUCGGUCGAUCUCAGAAUACUCUGAGAAGCACCGCGAGAUGUCGCCGGCAUCAGCCAAGCCUAGCAUUCCAGGUGCCUUGCCUGCUUGCGACGAUGAGCCCGAUCAGAAAGACUAUGCUGUAAAGGGAGAUGGUCAAAACAUGACGGCAACGAAGAAGGGCGUCGGCUUCGAAGAUAUCAGUUCAGCCCAGGAGCAGACUCCGACGAUUGACUUUCGUGACGAAGCACCUUCUUCAUUCUGUGGCUCAAUCUAUGAAGAGGAGCCCGAGCCCGAACUGCCAAAGGACAAGGGCGAGCCCUUGGUAGCACGUCCCAUCGAUGACUGGCUCGUGAAGAAAGUUGCUGCCAAAAACUCUUCAGAAGAGGAUCCUGCGCUCCAGCCGCGGCUGCAGUGUUGGGACUUGCCUGGCCAAGAGGAGUAUGCUCUCUGCAAUCUGCUCUACUUCCAGAAGCGUGGGAUCUAUGUCGUCUUCUGUGAUACAAGCCUGGACAUUGAGGAAGCCUGGCAUCAUCUGAAGUUUUGGUUAUGGGCCGUGGCCCGCUAUGCUGUUGACGCGAAGUUGGGGUCAGACGGGGCUCCUCCUGUCCUGGUUGUUGGGACGAAGUGGUCCCAGAGUCACGAGACCUUUAACGCAGAGGAGAUCAAUCGCCACAUUGACAGCUUGCUGCUGCAGUUGCCUCGUUUGCGACAGCAGCUUCAACGGGUGAAUACUCGGUCUGGAUGGCUGCAUCGAGUCGAAAACUUUGACAGCGAUUCAGAAAAGUACAUACAGCCUUUGCGAGACGGUUUGCAACAACUGGCCCGGGAUACACUUACACCACGUCGGGAAUGGCUGCAAUCUCAUCAACAAGAGGGCACUGAUGCACCACAACAUGUUGGAAUGCAGGCGGAAACGUACCCAGUGUCUUGGCUGCGUGCGCACGAGUUGCUCACUGCACUUGCUGCUCCCUUCAAGCUCACCGUGAACAGAACGAGUCUUGAAGAAGUUCUUCCAAUUCAUGAAUUGCCUGGGACGGCAGUGCUGACAAAGAAUCUCAUAGGCAAGCAUGCAACCCUGCACCAAGACUUUGUAGUUCCUGCCUCUUCACAUGUUUGUGUGAAGACUGCCGCCGGUCGUGAUGAUGAUGUGACCGAUAGCAUUUCGAUAGAAGUGCACUGCACGUCUCUGCGACUGGAUCAGCUCGAAGCAACGCUUACGGGCAUGCAGCCAUCCGGUGUUGCAACAGAGGAUGUCCCCCAGCUGCUGAAUCUGUUGCAUGCGCUUGGGGUUCUAUUUUGGUACAACAAGCCAGGCCUUCGCGAUCACGUGCUUCUGAAUGUCCGAAAAGUGGCGCUCGCCCUGGCCUCCCUCAUGAGUUUGCGGUACUGGGACGAAAGUGCUUUCGAGCACUCGGAGGAACACAAAGAGAGCAUUGACUCUGUGAGCUGGCGCAUGCCGAAAGAUGUGUAUCGCUUCAAAACAAGUGGAGUGGUAACCUGGAAGCUCCUUGAGUGCCUAUGGGAGGAAAACAGUCCAGAAGAAAGGAGGAUCAUGGCAGAGGUUAUGCUUUCGAAAGGCAUAAUCCAAAGGCGACGCAUGCAGGAUGAGUUCACCGUGCCAUGUUGCUUACCCUUGGCCCACCUUCCGGAUCCACAUCCGGCUGAAUGUACAGUUGGUUACAUCGAUGUGGAUGGCUUCAUCUCGCCAAACCUCUUCCCCGAAAUCGCUCACCGCCUGUGCGAGCUAAAGCUCCAAGCUGGAGAAGGGGCAGACCACAGCAGGUUGAGGCCGGGGGCACCUCAGAUCUUCCGAAACCGCUUGGAGUUCCGAUCAGAUGGCAGCACAAUGGUCAGUGUGUCGCUCUUUCCGGCGAGUGGAAGCCAAUUCCGGAUGCUCCGCGUUGCUGUCACCGGGGCGACUGAGGACUUGGCGAAAGAAGAGCUCAACAAGACCGCGAGUGAGCUUUCUAGCAUCAUGGGCUUUGCCACGGAAGUGGCUCAACUGAAGCCGAUGACAGCUGAGGAAUUGAAAAAGCACAAGUGCCUCCGACAUGUUGACUGGGCUGGCAUCCAGGAUGCAGAAAGCUUCAUCCGAUGCACGCCAUGCCUCAAACAAGGCUGCAAGGAAAAGUGCAAGUUCUGCAGACUGUCUGCUUUGGUCGAGGAGCGCUUUAUCGCUGAUCUCAGCGAUGACUUGAGACAAGUCGUCGACCAGUGUUCCCUGCAAAGCCUCUGCCGUCCAGACGGAAGUUUCCGGUUCAGUCAAAUGAAAUUCCCAGGCGAUGUCGAUCUGGAGGAGUACUUGAUAGUGGACAUCGGGCAGGGAGUCAAGGCAGUAGCAGCUCCAGAAGCAGAGGACAGACAGGAAGCGGCGCGCGAACUGCAACUCUUGCUGCAGAAGCUCUGCCAGAAGUUCGAGAAGGGCGGGAAGAGCCGAGGCUGGCCCCCUGUAUACUGGGGCGGGCUAAAGGCAGGUGGCUUAGUUUGGUCGGUGCCAGAUGUGCUCAAGGGGAGCAGGCAAGAUGACAAGGGAGCGGUGGUGAGGCUGCAAGAUGUAUUGACAAAUGGAAGCUCGCGCGCGGCCAAGUUGGAUUUCUAUGCCAGGACGGACCUUUUCAAGACAGAGAACACUUCGCCAGAGGCUCGUCGGUGCGUCGAGGUGACCAACGUUAUUCGAUUUGGUUACAGCUCCGGAAAUGGCUUGAUCCACCCGGUCACACCGGAGAAGGACUUCCUCGGAGCCGUGGAGAUGUGCAUGCACGAAUACUCCGGUCCGCAUCCUAAGGCCAUGAAGCUGGCGAAGCGAUUGUGGGAACGCAGUGCGUUUUUGGCCCAGCGUGAGAUUGAUCUGGAGAAGCAUUUGCAUAUGCUUCACUGCCUGAAGCCUGUUUUUUCUGCCUGGCCAGCUAGACUUACCCAGAUUGCGGCGCAUGCUGAAACACUGUUCACCAUGCUGCGAAGGACGAGGAAGAAGGAGUUGCAGGACGAUGCCUUCAACGACGCUUUAGCAGAUCUUCCAGCACUUCGCGAAAGCUUGCAGGACGUGGAGAGGCAGCUUGCGGAUUCGCAGCACCGAGGGUCACAGUCAGAGACCGACGAAGGCCUCAUUUGCGUGCAGGAUGUCAUUCAGCGCCUGGGGACAGUGAGAGCUGAACAGGAUCGGGCAAGUGUCGGUCAGGAGAAAGCAGCAACGGAGCUGGUGGAAAAGGGGUUGCAGGAGGUUCAAGAGUUGUUGGAGGCCUGUGUGGAGCUGGUACUGAUGAACCGGUUGGGGAGUUUUUUGCACUUCCCGCAUCCCCUGGUGGAGCCCCUCCACGAGAAGUGGGACUUCGUCUCCGACCACCUUCCGGUCGGCGCAAGACUUCGCAGCAAGGGGGCCCUUGCCCUGGGGAAGGACCUGUACGUGGUGUCCUGGAACGUCCUCAACCACCACUUCUUGGAGCAUAUCGAGAAAGACUUGCAGGGCCUUCGGGGCUCGAGCAUUCACCGUGCGAGUAAGAUGAGUAUGAAGAGGGUCCGGCAGAUCGUGGAUGCCGUCAAAACGAUGCUAAACCGUCAGUCCGAGAUGCCAAAGGCCAUCGUCUGUCUUCAGGGAUGUUGGCCGGAGCUUCUCGGUGUGCUGGAGUGGGAGCUGCGGGACUUGCAUUUCGCAGUUCGGCGCACGGGCCGGGAGUUGAGCCAGAAGAACCAAGAGGCCAUCAUCUUCGACAGCAGGUCAAUCGAGCUGAACGAAGAUGCCUUCAAGACUUUCCAGCCGUACAGAGAUGCCACCGACAAGGCCGUGGCAGUUGCCUCGUUCAAGCUGCGCGAUGACAGUGGCGAUGCCAGCCUCCUGCGAAUUGUCACCACGCACUUGCCCGACAUCCCUUACGGUCCAGCUCGGAAAGAGUUCUGCAAUUGCAUGGAGCAGCUGGAGGACGUUGCGCGAAUCCCGACAUUUCUCCUUGCCAGCCUGAGCUUCUCGGACCAGGUCAUCGAAGCGUGGAUGAGACGCAAGUUCAGGAUGGAGAACGUCAAGUUCGCUGGAAUCCCGUACCCAACCAACAUCCACCAGGCAACCCUUCUUCCGAAGAGGAUUGACGGCAUUGCAUCCUUGUCUCCAGAGGCUACGUGGGAGGUUCGAGCAUUGGAGGCAGAUGAGGUCCUGCCUGAGUUGCAGAAGCACGCGGAUCUCCUGCGUUACAGGUGCCUUGGGCUGGAGAUGCCCUCACCAGAAGGCGUGGUGGACCAAGCCUCAAAGAAGGAAGACAGAUCUGAAAGGCCGAAGCCCACGCAGUCAAUACAACAGGCUCUGCCCGAGCAGACCGAGAAUCAAAGCAGUGAGAACCAGCAAAGACAGAAGGUGGAAGACCUGGAGGUGGAGCUCGCGAGGGUUCGCCAGGAUCUGAGGAAGACGGAGCAGGCUCUGAAAGAUGCGGAGGCCGUGCAAGAGCGGGCUCCUCAGCAAGUAGAUGGCAAACUACGAGAAGAGCUCCGGGACAUGAUGGCUUCAAAAGAUGCGGCUUUAGCAGAGAUAAAGGAGCAGCAGGAGGCUGCUGUGGAGGCAGAGAGUGAGCAUCGGAGGCGUCUGGUUGAGAGCAGGCAGGCUACCGAGAAGGAGCAGAGAGCAAAACUGCAGGCAGAGCAGGACAGGAGCGGACUGGAGCAGCAGCUCGCGCAGGGCCGGAAAGACAAAGGCUUACUUGAGGCAAGGUUGGAAAAGCAGCAGGAGGAGUGGAAGGAGUGGAGGGAGGCAGAGGCGAAGCAUGAACAAGGGUGUUGUGACCAGGAGCGCCAGCGCUUCAAGGACGAGCUGGCUGCCGAGGCUGAGGCAUGCCAGGGUCGCUUCGAGGCCGAGGAGGCUCUGCAGGAGGAGUGUCAGCGUCUGAAAGCUCAGCUUCAGUUGUCUCACAAGGAGCAGGAGUCUGCCGUGGAGGCAGAGCACGAGCAUCAGAGGCAGCUGAUGCAGGCAGCCAAAAUGCAGGCAGAGCAGGAAGGCAGCCGACUGGAAGCGGAAGCGCGACUCGAAGAGGCCCUGAAAGAGAAAGGCCGGAUCCAGCUUGCACUGGACUCCGUCGCUGAGCGGUUGGAGAGGAUGCAGUUGGGGCAGGAGAAGGCAGCAGAGGAGAGGAAGCAGGACAAGGAGCGGUGGAACCAGGACCGUCAGCGCUUCAGCACAGGGCUGGAAGCUGCCGCCCUCAAGGAGCAGGAUGUUGCCGCCGAGGCAGAGGCCUGCCGGGGCCGCUUCGACGAAGAGCUGCGAGAGGCCCGGCGGCACAACGCCAACUUAAAGCAGGCCUUGGAUGCUUUCAGGGCUUUGCAGGAGGAGGCAUUCGAAAGAAAGGAGCAGCAGUGUGGGGACCUGGACGAAGAAUGCCAGCGACUUCGGACACAGUCGGCAUGCUUUGCCGCAAGGGAAGGCCAAUCGGAGGAGGAGUGCGAGCGCAUAGAAUCCAUGUUUCAGCAGUUGGAGCAAAAGGCCUCCGAUUUGCACGAAGAGUGCCACUACCUCGGAACUGAGCUCGAGAAAGCUGGCAAGGAUAGGCAAAGCCUACAGGACUCCUUGAUGAUGGUCGUUCAGUCGAAGACCGAAGCCCUCUCUGAGCGACAGCAGGCUUCAAUGCAUGCGGCGGAAGCGAGAGGUCAAUUGCAGGAGGAGUGUCAGCGUCUGAAAGCUCAGCUUCAGUUGGCUCAAAAGGAGCAGGAGUCUGCCGUGGAGGCAGAGCGCGAGCGGAGCUGCCUAGAGGAAGAGCACGUGAGCCACAUAGUUGAGCAGGAACAAGCUGCUAAGAAGGAGCACGGGGCCGAAAUGCAGGCGGAGCGAAGACGGCAAGAGUGUCUCCGGCAUGAGCUCGAACAGGCCAGGAAGGAGAAGCAGCGUGCCGAGCUUUCCCUGCUCUUUUGGGAGGAGACAUCGGCUGAAGAGUUGAACAAAAUGGAGCAUGAGCGGAAGCAGGCAGUUGAACAGGCAAAUCAGGGCAAUGGACUGUUUCAGCAGGAGCGCCAGCUUUGCAGAGAAGAGCUGAAUGCCUUGGAGGUUGAGGCGGAGGCAUGCCGGUGCCGCUCGGAGGAAGAGCUUCGAUGCUUCAGCCAACAGAACGACCGUCUGAAGCAAGCUCUGAGUAAUUGUGAGGCUUCGAAGGAAGAGACAUUAGAAAGGGUAGAGCAAGAAUGCAAGGAAGCUGCGGCUAGGGUGGAGCAGGAGCGUAGCCAGUUUCAGACGGAGUGUCUGAACAUCAGGGGUGAGGUGGACGUAGCUACUCGCAACGAGCGACAGGCAUUCGAGCAGAUGGCGCAAGAGAAGUGUCGUCUGCACGAGGAGCGCAAGUGCCUGAGGAAUGAGCUCGCCGAAGCCGGGGCUUGCCUGCAGCAGUCUCUGAGUUUCGUUGUGGAGUCGAGGGCAGGACCCGUGGCAAUACAGCGGGAGCGUCAGGCGCAUAGUUCCCGCGUGGCAUUCCAGCAGGAGGGCCAGCGGAAGGAGCAUCAGCAUCGUCUCCAGGGGCACCACCAAGAGAGGAAACAUCGCCUCGUCCACGCAAGGGAGGAGGAAGAGCACAAGCUAGCCAGCGAUAGCUGGCACACCGCACAGAUCAGAGACGAUCACGCUUGCUGUGCGAAUCUCCACGACGCAACCAGGAAGGGUGACGUGGUGUGUCUCAAGACGUUGCUGGCUAAAGGCUUCGACAAGGACGCCCGGGACGAAGCGGGUUGGACGCCUCUCCACGUUGUAGCAAGAGCUGGUGACGAGAAGUGCAUGCAAGUGCUUCUCCAGGCAGGCGCAGCCAAGGACGGGCUGUAG